AUGACUCUCGCCGUCGAUCUCCUCAACCCAUCUGCUGAGCAGCAAAAGUCGUGCCACAAGCUCAAGAGGCUGGUGCAGAACCCCAACUCGUUCUUCAUGGACGUCAAAUGCCCCGGCUGCUUCGCCAUCACAACCGUCUUCAGCCACGCUCAGACCGUCGUCCUCUGCGGCUCGUGCGCUCAGGUUCUCUGCCAGCCCACUGGUGGCAAGGGAAGGCUCACUGAGGGCUGCUCGUUCCGUCGCAAGACAUAA
This is a messenger RNA of Acaromyces ingoldii, 252 nucleotides long. RefSeq names its product putative 40S ribosomal protein S27. The record is from RefSeq and is a predicted model, not a curated record. Gene Ontology annotation, biological process: translation; ribosomal small subunit assembly. Gene Ontology annotation, molecular function: structural constituent of ribosome; RNA binding. The transcript is spliced from 3 exons. Lineage: Eukaryota; Fungi; Basidiomycota; Exobasidiomycetes; Exobasidiales; Cryptobasidiaceae. Bases 1 to 252 code for a protein of 83 amino acids. Gene Ontology annotation, cellular component: cytosolic small ribosomal subunit; ribosome.